CGUUGCUCACUCGGCCGUGCCGGCUCCGCUGACUUGCGCGUUGUUCAGUGGGGCUCUGUAUAUGCGGACUUUCCUUCGUCUCAUCACAGCCCCCGGGAGCUGUAUACUUUCAAUGACUUUCAACACACAACAACAAUCUCGACGAAAAUAACACAACAACAAAAAAGACACUGCAGUGGGAUAAGCGCAUCUUCUACGCGCUUGGACAACUUUCCAGCAAAGUUUGGGAAACUUUGCUUAGUUUGUCACUUCCAUUUAACUUGCUGCUUGCAAGACUACUUGACUUAUUAUAAGUGCAAGGCAACAAUAGCGGCAGGGGGUGUUUCUUUUCUUCUUCUUCUUCUUUCUGGAUUUGAUCCGCGCACCAGCCGGGAGUUGCUCUUGAAAACUAGCGAGGCUGCGAUGACGGGCUGCGGUGAUGCCAACCCUGGCACGCCAGUGCCCUCUUAAUGUCCUCCACGGGACUCUCCGGAGGGAUACGCUGCUCUGCCUCCAUCCUCCGUCAUUCCGCUCCGACGUCGGCGAUGCCGUCCACGCCAAUCCUCGGUGGGAGGAAACUUCUGCGCUCCCCUGGACCUUCGGGCGCUGGGACGAUGUCGAAAAUUCGUCCGGUUCGGCGAGGUGGACCGGCUCGCCCCCGAUUCCUGACCCCCUUCGCCUUGGCGCUGCUGAGCGCGACGCUCGGGGUCGGCGGCGCCGGCCAGGGUCGCCAGGUGUUCCGAGUCCUGGAGGAGCACCCGCCGGGCACGUACGUGGGCACCGUCGCGACGAGGGCCCGCUUCACCUACCGCUUCAGCGAGCCGCAGGCGCUCUUCUUCAUCAACGCCAGCACGGGCGUCAUCAGCACGGCCGCGACGAUCGACAGGGAGGCGCUGCCCAGCGACGUCUUCGACCUGGUGGUGCUCUCCAGCCAGCCCACCUACCCUACUGAGGUGCGCGUCGUGGUGGGCGACGUGAACGACAACGCGCCCUCCUUCCCCGAGCCCGGCGUGAUGGAGGUGGCCUUCAAAGAGGAUGCUGCGGUCGGGCGCCAGGUGCUCCUCGACACGGCCGUGGACCGCGACGUGGGUCCCAAUGGAGUCAACCACCAUGCCUACAAGAUCGUGUCUGGCAACGAGGAGGGCAGGUUCCGCCUGGUGGUCACCGUGAAUCCGAGCGGCGAGCGGGCCUUCCUGCACCUGGCCACAACGGGCCCCCUGGACCGGGAGGCAAAUCCCUCGUACGCACUGGCCGUGCAGGCCGAGGAUGGUGGCAGCCCGAGGCGCUACGGCCGCCUCCAGGUCAACGUGACGGUGCAGGACGCCAACGACAACCCGCCGGCCUUCGAGAAGCCGGCGUACCGCGCCAGCGUCGCUGAGGACUCGCCCGUCGGCGCCGCGCUGCUCGCCGUCUCGGCCGCCGACCGCGACGCGGGAGCCAACGGCGAGGUGACCUACUCCAUCGAGGACGAGGACCGCUCGCCGUUUCGCGUGCACCCCAAGACGGGCAUGGUGAGCACCCGCCAGCCGCUAGACUUCGAGGCACGCCGGCAGUACACGCUGAGCCUGCGCGCUGCCGACGGGGGUAACCCACCGCUGAGCGGGCGCGCCACGGCCGUCAUCCAACUCCUGGACGUCAACGACAACGACCCGGCGAUUCGCUUCGUGUACCUUCCGCCCGCGGCCCGCUCGGCCUCGGUGGACGAGAGCGCGGCGCCGGGCACCGUGGCCGCGCUGGUGACGGUGACGGACGCCGACUCGCCCACGGCAAACGGGGAGCUCAGCGUGUCCAUCGUCGGAGGCAACGAGCGUGGGCAUUUCGUGCUGCACGCGCCCGGCGUGCCCGGACUCAGGGUGCUCAAAGUCGCAAGCCAACUGGACAGGGAGCGCAUCCCAAUGUACAACCUCACCAUCCUGGCAUCGGACAACGGGAAGCCCGUGGCCCGUAGUGCCACGGCAAGCCUCGUCGUCUACGUCAACGACGUCAACGACCACGCGCCACGCUUCGCCCUGAGCGCGUACGCGGCCGCGCUUAGCGAGGGAGCGCCCGCCGGGAGCUACGUCAAGGAUGUGACGGCAAUGGACGCCGACUCCGGCCUCAACGCCAAGCUCCGCUACUCGAUCGUCUCGGGCAACGACCUGGGAUGGUUCUCGGUGGACGAGAGCACGGGCCUGGUCACCACGGACGGCAAGGUGGACCGAGAGGUGGCGUCCUCCGUCGUGCUCAAUAUCAGCGCUCAAGACCAAGGAGCCCAGCCCAAGACCGCGUACACCUCCCUAACUGUCACCCUGCUGGAUGUCAAUGACGAACCGCCAUUGUUUACGCAGACAAAAUACGUGGCCACGGCGGUUGAGAAUUCGUUGCCGGGACUGUUUGUCGUCUCCGUGUCGGCGGCCGACAGUGACUUGGGAGAGAACGGCACCGUGCGGUAUAACUUCGACCCGGACAUGCCAGCCCAGUACAGGGAGAUGUUCCGUCUGGAUAGCCUCACAGGCAAGGUGACGACACUCAAGUCGCUCGACCGGGAGGAGCUAGAGGAGUACCCCCUGGUCGUCCAGGCGCAGGACCGCGGCUCGCCACCGCUCGGCUCCACCGCGAAGGUCACCGUUGUGGUCGGCGACCUCAACGACAACCACCCGGUGUUCUACCCGGUGCAGUACUUCGCCAGCAUUCUUGAAAACGAGCCGGGCGGCACGGCCGUGACGACGGUGACGGCGACGGACCCUGACCGCGGCGCCAACGGCACGGUGCGCUACCAGCUCACCGCCGGCGACGCGGCGCGCUUCCAGGUGAACGCCGUCACCGGGGCGGUGAGCACCCGGGUAAGCCUGGACCGGGAGGAGCGCGCCGUUUACCAGCUGCAGGUGACGGCGCUCGACGGGGGUCACCUGCGGGCACGGAGCCCGGCCAUCGUCACGAUAACCGUGGCGGACGCGCAGGACACGCCGCCCACGUUCGCGCGGGACGACUACAGCUUCGUCGUGUUCGAGAAUGUGGCGCCGGGAACCCUGGUGGGAAGCGUGUCGGCAUCGACGCUCGACCUGAACGCCAACGUCACGUACCUGAUCGUGUCGGGGGACCAGCGAGGCUCGUUUUCGAUUGAGUGGUCCGGCGGGCGCAUCUUCACGGCCAACGCCAUAGACCGGGAGGAGCAGGCCUUCUACCAGCUGCGCGUCGUUGCCAACAGCGGAGGGGUGGCCGGCGAGGCCUCCGUCUCCGUCCUGGUGAAGGACCUCAACGACAACCCACCGCGCUUCCAGCAGGCGGUCGAGUACAUCAAUGUGGUGGAGAACUGGGAGGUGGGCCACUCCGUGUACCGGGCAUCGGCAUCGGACCCGGACGAGGGCAUCAACGGUCAGGUGUCCUACUCCCUGAAGAGGAAUCCCCACGACGUUUUCCACAUUGACGGCGAGAGCGGGCACGUCACAUUGUGCGCCGCAGUCGAUGCCUCGGCCGACUCCUACCAAGUGGAAAUUCUGGCCCAAGACAUGGGGACGCCACGGCAGCACUCGAGCGUCGUCCUCACGGUGCAGGUACACGAUGUCAACAACCACGCGCCCGUGUUCGACCGGGCCUCCUACGAGGUCUCCAUCGCCGAGGACGAGCCCGUCAAUUCGAGGUUCUUUUCGGUGCGCGCGACGGACAAGGACUCCGGGAAAAACGGCGAGGUGAAAUACGAAAUCGGCGAGGGGAACGGCGGGGAGAAAUUCGGGAUAUUUCCCGAUGGGCAGCUCUACGUCAGAUACGAGCUCGACCGCGAGACGAGAGAAGAGUAUUCCCUCACAGUCUCAGCCAUGGACACGGGCGUGGAGCCACUGAGCUCCUCGGUCACCGUGAAUGUCACGGUGCUUGACGUGAAUGACAACAAGCCCCUUUUUAACAGCAGCAGCUAUGUUUUCCAUUUCUGCGAAGAGCAGGAGGUUGGCUCCUUGGUAGGAGCUGUGCAAGCCACAGAUGCAGAUGCCGGCAGCAACGGCGGUGUAACGUACUCCUUCGAGAAGCCGCAGGUGAACUUCGAGCUGGACAGCGAGACUGGCAGAAUAGCAAGCCUCCGAGUGUUUGACCGAGAGGCGCUCAUAAGGCAAGGCGGUGCUGCCUCCUUCAGCUUCAGCGUGGUGGCCACGGAUGGUGGCCGCCCAAAGCCGCUGCAAGACCGCGCCACCGUUCAGGUGUUCGUCCAGGACGUAAACGACAACCCGCCGCAGUUCGCCAAAAGCGUCUAUCAGGCCUCGGUGUCAGAGUCGGCGUCCAAUCUCACGCAGCUGCUCCGAGUGACGGCUUCCGACGUUGACGAAGGUGUCAACGGGGCUCUGCGCUACGCCAUCAACGAGGGCAAUGAGGGUGGGAAAUUCACGGUUGAUGCCUCGACGGGUCAGAUCACCCUCCUGGGGUCACUGGACCGGGAAGAGACUGCCUCCUACACCCUGGUGGUGAGCGCCACCGAUUCGGGGACAUCUCCCCUCGCCGCCAGCUGCACCGUCGCCGUUCAAGUUCUGGACGAGAACGACAACCCCCCACGUUUCACCGAAUCGCUCCUGUCGGUGGACGCGUUGGAGAGCACGCGGGUGGGCGAGCUUCUCAUCACCUUGACGGCCAGCGACGAGGACACGGGGCCCAGCGGCGACGUGCGGUACGCCAUUGUGGCCGGCAACACGCACGCCACGUUCGCCAUCGACCGCAGUACGGGCAGCGUGUUUCUGGCACGCCGUCUGGACUUUGAAACGCAGAGGCUCUAUCGGCUGAACGUGAGCGCCGAGGACGGCGGGAGACCACCGCGCUCCUCUGCCACGAUCCUGGUCGUGCACGUCCGGGACUUCAACGACAACCCUCCCGCCUUCCUCCCGGGGGAUGUCUUCGCUUCCAUCAUGGAAAACAUCCCAAUUGGCACACGAGUCAUCACCGUAACGGCCAGAGACCCGGAUGCAGACGUGAACGGCGAACUCCACUACUCUAUCGCACGCCAGUUCCCUCCAGGCGCUCAUUUCACCAUCGACCCGGAGAGUGGCGAAAUUUGCACGGCGGCCGAGAUCGACCGAGAGGUGACGGGAGGCCUCUUUGAAGUCACGGUCAGGGCCACGGACAAGGCCAUUCCCGUCCACACCCGGCGAUCCGCGCUCAAGAACGUCACCGUGCUCGUGACGGACGAGAACGACAAUGCCCCGCGCUUCGUCACACCAACAGCCAUAUUGGUGGACGGCUUGAGGGCGGCUGCAGGGUCCGUGGUGGGAACGCUGCAGGCCUCCGACCCGGACGAGGCUGAAAAUGCCGCCGUGCGCUACGCGGUGACGGGUGGCGAUGCCGCCAUGUUCGCGGUAGACCCGGUCAAGGGCGAGCUGAGGCUGACGGCCUCCCUCACCCCGUCGCGCCUCGUGUACUCGCUCGACGUGGCGGCCUCCGAUCGCGGCGCCGUUAGCAAGUCGACGGCCGGCAAAUUUGUCAUCAUCGUGGGAGGCGACGACGGCAGCGAUGGCGGCGGCGCGAGGAGCUCCAACGACGCGCCGGGUUUCUCGCAGCCAAAGUACCGGGCGGUCGUGCGCGAGGGCGAGCCGGCGGGCACGGAGGUCGUCAAGGUGGAGGUGAAGACGCCUGCCGUCAGGGGAGACAAGCAGAGCGUGGAGUACUUCGUGGUGUCGGCGCGAGCGGACGACGGUAGCCCCGCGGCAAGCUUGUUCCGGCUGGACCGUCGCACGGGCAUCAUAGAGACGUCGACGGAGCUGGAUCGGGAGAGCGGGCACGGCGCCUUCACGCUGGAGGUGGUUGCCGUCGAGGCCAAGGCUGCGUCUCCUAGAACGCAGCGCGCAGAGGUGGAAAUAUCGGUGGAGGACGUCAACGACAACCCGCCGGUAUUUGCCGUGCCGGAGAUGGAGCUGGAAGUGGAGGAGAACACCGGUGAAGGGGAGGUCAUCUUCACCCUGAGCGCCACUGACGCUGACCAGGGCCAGAAUGCGCUGGUGACCUACAGCGUUUUGAGUGGGUCGGAGGGCGCGUUCGUGGUGGACGCCGCGUCGGGCGUCCUGCGGGCGUCCCGUCGGCUGGACCGCGAGGAGAGGGCCUCCUACCUGCUGACGGUGCGCGCCAGCGACGGGACUCACGCCACAGACGCGCGGCUCUCAGUUGCCGUUCGCGACGCCAACGACAACAGCCCGCGCUUCUCCCGCCACGCGUACUCCUUCGACGUGGCCGAGGAUGCAGCCCCAGGCGCGGUGAUCGGCACCGUCCUCGCCGGCGACGCUGACUCGGGCCCCUUCGGCGAGGUGACCUACGCACUGGCGCCCUCGGAGGACAGCGACUGGGCCGACGGGGCCUUCGGCCUGCACCCCGUGACGGGCGCGCUCAACGUGACCCGGCCGCUGGACCGCGAGAGCCGCGCGUGCUACGUGCUGCGGGCCCGCGCCACGGACGGCGGCGGCCUCGCGGCGACGGCGCGCCUCUACGUCAACGUCCUGGACGCCAACGACAAUGCGCCCUCCGUGCAGAACGACUCGCUCGCGGCCGAGGUGCCGGAGGAUGCGCCGCCCGGCACGAGCUUGCUGCGCAUCAGCGCCACGGACGACGAUGAAGGCGUCAACGCCGAGUUGGAGUUCUCCAUCUCCUCCGGCGACCCCGAGGGACGCUUCGCCGUGGGCAACGACGGGCAGCUGAGCGUCGCCCGCGCGCUCGACCGGGAGCGCCAGUCCUUCUACAACCUGGUGGUGCGCGUCAGCGACAGGGCGCGCCACCCGCCUGCCCGCCUCUCCUCCGCCGUCCGUGUCUCGCUCAUCCUCACCGACGUCAACGACAACGCGCCCGCCUUCACGUCGCCCCGCUCGGCGCUCGCGCCCGAGGACAGUCCCGUGGGCGCCGUCGUCGCCACGGUGCAGGCCGUCGACCCGGACAGCGGCCGCAACAGCUACGUGGAGUACGCCCUGGCGACGGACGGGGAGGAGGGCGGCGGUGGGGCGGGCGCUGGGCCGGGACCUUUUGCGCUGAACACGGUGACGGGCGAGGUGCGCCUCGUGCGCGAGCUGGACCGGGAGGCGCGGCAGUCGUACGCGCUGACGGUGCUCGCCGUCGACAAGGGACGGCCGCCGUUGACGAGCACGGCGACGCUCGCGGUGACCGUGGGCGACGCCAACGACAACGCGCCGCGGUUUCCGAGACGCGAGUACGAGGCGGCGAUCGCGGAGGACGAGCCCCCCGGCACGGAGGUCCUGCGGUUGUCGGCGUGGGACCCGGAUGAGGGGGCCAACGGCGAGCUGCGGUACGACAUCGCGUCGGGCGACCCCACGGGGGACUUCCGCCUCGACCCCGUGUUGGGCACCCUGGCGGUCGCGCGGCCGCUCGACCGCGAGCGCACCGCUUCCUACGAGCUGGCGGUCCGCGCCCGGGACGGGGGCGGCCCAGCGCGCUCCGACACGGCCUCCGUCCGCGUGACGCUCAGCGACGUCAACGACUGCUCGCCCGCCUUCCAGCUGUCGCCGUACACGGUGCACGCGCGCGAGAACACCCAGGGACCGCCGGUGCUCAUCCUGCAGGUGGUUGCCAGGGACGACGACCUGGGAUCCAGUGGCCAGGUGACGUAUGCAGCUGCCGGGGGCAAUGACGGCGGAGCGUUCUCGGUGUCGCCCGACGGGCACGUCCACCUCCUGCGCAGCCUGGACCGGGAGGCUCAGCCGCAGCACGUGCUCAUCAUCACUGCCACUGACGGUGGCGAGCCCCGACUCACGGGCACCGGCACAGUGACCGUGCUGGUGGAGGAUGAGAACGACAACCUGCCGAGGUUCGGCGCCACCGAGCUCCGGGCCGCCGUGCCGGAGGACGCGCCCAUCGGCUCCGACGUCGCGCUCGUCAACGCCACGGACGCCGACGCCGGACUUAACGCCAUCAUCAGCUACCGACUGAGGGGUGGCGACGGGCACUUCUCCGUGAACCCAUCCACGGGGCAGAUCAUCACGACGGCCAGCCUGGAUCGGGAGGGCCGCGAGAGCUACGUGCUGGAGGUGACGGCGCUGGACGGGGGCCCCACCCCGGGCCUCUCCAGCUCCGCCACGCUCGUCGUCGCCGUCACCGACGUCAAUGACCACACGCCGCGGUUUCUCAAUGCCCCCUACGUGGCCUACGCGCCCUCGUCCGCUCCGGCCGGAACUGCGGUGUUCGCCGUCACCGCCCGCGACGCAGACGCCGGCCCCAACGGGGAUCUCCGCUUCUCGCUGAGCGGCUCGGCCUCGGCCGGCUUCUCCGUGGACCCCCGGCGGGGCGUCAUCCACGCCGCCAGGGCCCUGCAGGGCCCCCGGGAUGACCUUACGCUGACGGUGCGCGUGUCGGACGGCGGCGCACCACCCAGGUCUGCCGUCACCACCGUCACCGUCCGCUUCCGCGACGCCGGCGAGUUCCCGCGCUUCGCGCCCGGCCCGAGGUCCUUCUCAUUUCGCGAGGACCAGCCCCCCGGCACAACCAUCACGGUGGUGGCGGCCAGGUCAAGUCGGCGUGCGGGGCCCGUGUCCUAUCACCUGGCCAGCGGGGGGAACCUCGGCGACGUUUUCGCUGUCGAUCCACAGUCCGGGGAAGUGUCCGUUCACCGUGCUCUUGAUCACGAGUACCAGCAUCACUAUGAGCUUGUGGUAGAGGCGAGGGACUCGGGCUUCCCUCCAUUUUCCGCCUACCUCAAGCUGGAGGUGGACGUCUUGGACAUCAACGACAAUGCUCCCGAGUUCUCUUCAUCGAGAUUUUGGGCCAAGGUGCCGGAAAACACGCCCCCCAGAACCAUCGUCGUCCUUACAGCGGUGGACAAGGACUCGGGAAUAAAUGGGCAGGUCGAUUACAGCAUUAUCGAUGGCAACAUUGGAAACGUGUUUCGCGUCAACCCCAACUCCGGCGAGAUAAGGUCAGUUUCUACGCUGGACCGGGAGAACGUAGCAAGCUAUGAGCUCACCGUAAAAGCCACCGACAGAGGAUCUCCAACUCAACAUUGCACUGUGAAAGUGCUGAUAUCCGUCACCGACGAAAACGACAACUCGCCCCGCUUCACGCAAAUCUUCAGCGCCCACGUGCGAGAGGACGCGGCGGUCGGCUUCCCAGUGCUGCGCGUGAGCACGUUGGAUGCGGACGAGGGACCCAACGCCGCCAUCACAUUCUCGCUGCUCGACCCCAGCCUCCCAUUCUCCAUCCACCCAAGCACGGGGGAGAUCACCGUCAGCCGGCGGCUGAAUCGCGAGGACCGCUCCGGCUACGCCGUGAAAGUCCGUGCGAGCGACCCGGCCUGGACGGUCAGCACGGACGUCACCAUCGUCGUCGACGACGUCAACGACAAUGCGCCGCGCUUCGGCCAGACGGCCUACUACAUCGAGUUCCCGGAGCCGUCCGAGGGCGAGGCCCUCGUCGCUCGAGUCUCGGCCUCUGACGCGGACGACGGCGCCAACGGCCAGGUCUUUUUCUUCAUGAGGUCGCAGACGGAGAACUUUCGCGUGGGCCGCGAUUCGGGAGAGAUCCACAGCGUGCGCCCGCUCCGCUACAGAGACCCGGCGGGCGGCGGCAGCGGGGCGAACCUCAACAAGUACAGCUUCGUGGUGACCGCGAUGGACCGGGGCAGGCCCCCCCUCUCCAGCGAUGCCACGGUGACCAUCAACAUCGUCGUGCCGAACGCCAACGCGCCCCGGUUCCUACGCGAGCGCUACUCCACGCCCGUCGCCGCCACCGUCCGCGCGGGCACGAGGAUUUUCGACAUGAGCGCGGUCGACCCGGACAGGGACGUCAACGGUCAAAUCGCCUACUCCGUCGUGGGAGGGAAUGCGUCGCGCCGCUUCGACGUGGACGCCGGCGGAUUCCUGCACCUGUGCGCCUCGCUCGCCGGCGACGCGGGGUCCAUCUUCAGCGUCACCGUGGAAGCCAGGGACAGGGGCCGUCCGCCACUCUCCUCGCGGGCCACGGCGAUCAUCAGCGUGACGGAGGAAAACCAGUACGCGCCACGCUUCGCCCACCCGCCGCUGGAACUCAGCCUUCCGGAGAACCACCCGGCGGGGUCGUCGCUCGCGCGGGUCACCGCGACGGACACGGACGCCGGAGUGAACGGGGCGAUCGUCUACUCGAUCGCAAGCGGGGACGGCAGCGGCCUGUUUGACAUCAGCCGGGCGAGCGGGGACAUCCUGCUCGUGGGCGAACUGGAUUACGAGACGGAGAAGCUCUACAACCUCAGCGUCUGUGCCGCGGACGGUGGCUGGCAAGCGAAGACUGAGUGCAGCGGGGUGAGCAUCUCGGUCACGGACGUCAACGACAACCCGCCGAUGCUGAACGCAUCGGACUACUACCCGGUCAUUCCAGAAAACGCACCGAGUGGAACGACAGUUCUCGUCAUGGACGCCGUCGAUGCCGACUCACCAAGCAACGCUGUGACAAUGUACAGCCUGGAUGAUGGGGAAGCAGAUUUAUUUGUUCUCAAUCAGAAAACAGGUGUUCUCACCACCCAGGGCUUCCUCGACUACGAGACAAAGCAGACGUACGAACUGACGGUUCGGGCUUUUAAUUAUCCGGAUACAUUCCACUACAGCACGGCACAGGUGCACGUGCAGAUCACAGGUGUGAACGAGUAUUUUCCAAGGUUCGUGCAGCGGGAGUACAACUUUGUUGUGUCCGAGUCAGCGCCGGUGGGCGCGCCGGUGGGCUCGGUGUUCGCCACGGACCGUGACGCCGGGAUCGACGGCACGGUGUUCUAUAUGCUCUUCGGCGAAAGCCGGAGCAAGGGCUUCUCCGUCAACGAGCACACGGGGGAAAUCAUCGUCUCGUCCCAGCUGGAUCGCGAGAGGGAAGCCUCGGCGACGCUCCGGGUCAUCGCCAAAAACGCGGGAAGCAUCCGCGGCUUCGACGUGGACGAGGUUCUCGUGAAUGUGGCCAUCACCGAUGCCAACGACCCGCCCGUGUUUUCGUCAGCGCUCUACCACGGGCGCGUGAGCGAGGCGGCGAGCGUCGGUACCCACGUGGUCGGCGUCAGCGCCCACGACUUCGACUCGCCGCCCGGCUGGAGGACCUUCUCUUUUCUGAUCCAGAGCGGGAAUGCGGGACGGGCGUUUUCGAUCAACGCGCACACCGGCCUCAUCGUCGUGGCUUCCCCGUUGGACCGCGAAUCCGUGCCGCUGUACAACCUCACCGUGGUCGCGGUGGACAUGGGCGAACCCCCGGCGACUGGCACCACGGUGGUCGUUGUGGCGCUGGAGGACGUCAACGACAACGGCCCCUUCCUGUUGACCUCGUCAGCCAAGGUGACGGAGAACCAGCCUGCGGGGAUGACGGUUCUCAACUUGGAAGCAGGUGACCCAGAUCUUCCGCCAAACAAGGGACCGUACACCUUCCAGCUCCUCGGUUCUGACCCAGCCUGGCGCGGCUACUUCAGUCUGAGCUCUAGUGGGCUGCUCAAGACGGCGCGUCCAAUUGACCGAGAACAGAAACCGGAAUUUCACCUGCCGGUUGCGAUCGCUGAUGCCGGUUCGCCGCCACUAACCUCCACUGUCACGCUUCACCUGUCCGUGCUUGACCAAAAUGACAACCCGUCGGAGGCCCGCGACGUGCGCGUGCACGUCAAUUACUUCGGCAGCCCCUUCCCGGGCGGUUUUAUAGGCGACGUCCGACCCAGGGACCCGGACAUCUCCGACAGAUUCAACUGCGAUCUGACGUCUGGCCCGUUCAACGUCUUCAGCUUCCAGCCCAACACCUGCCGUCUCAUUUCACAGCCGCGCUCGGCCGAGGGGCGCUUCGAGCUGAGCGUGCGCGGCAGCGACGGCAAGCACUCGCCGGCCACCACCACCGCCCGUGUCAAUUUUGGCUCGUUCUCCAAUGCCACGCUGGAGAGCAGCGUGCUGCUUCGGCUGUCUAGGCCCAAGACGCCCAGGGAGUUCAUCGGGCAGUACCUGCGGGAUUUCGUGCAGGCGUCGGAUGCUCGCCUGGGCAGUCAGGCGGCGAGCGUGCAGCUGUACGCCGCCUUCGUUUACGGGAACGCCACUCACCUGCUGCUGUCGGGGCGGCACACGGGCGGAAGGUACCUGAGCUCCGACAUCCUCGCUGCUUUCUUCGCCUCCAACUCGGACGCCAUCCAGCGGCAGAGCGGCGUAGUCGUGGACGCGGCGAACGUCGACCCCUGCGCCGCGCCGUCUCCCUGCGCCAACGGCGGCCACUGCGCCAAGCGCCUGGCCGUGGGGCCCACGACGACGGUCGUAGAGAGCGCCUCGGUCAUUCUGGUGUCGCACGAGGUCCUCGAACCGGCAGUUUGCACCUGCACCGCAGGCUACGCUGGGACCUGGUGCGAGGCCGACAUGGACGAGUGUCUGUCAACGCCCUGCCGGCACGGUGGCUCCUGUCAAAACCUGCCAGGUGGUUUUGCGUGCCGCUGCCUGCCAGGGUUUUCCGGGACAGCAUGUGAGACGGACGUGGACGAGUGCCUGGAGGGACCAUGCCAGAAUGGGGGUCUGUGCCACAAUACACAGGGAGGCUUCGCCUGCGACUGUUCUGCGGGAUUUUCAGGCAAAAUCUGUGAUGUGACGGUGGACAACUGCGCUUCGUCUCCGUGCUACAACAACGGCUCUUGCGUCAACACCGCCACUGGAUACUCAUGCCGAUGCCCGUUUGGCAUGAGCGGUGCGCGCUGCGAGCUGACCAGCUACGGUUUCUCGGAGCUCUCCUUCCUCGAGGUCCCGGCGCUCGACGGCCGCAGCAACGUCCUCGCCGUGGAGUUUGCCACGACGCGGCGCCACGGCCUGCUGCUCCUCACUCACGGCGCGCUCUCGCCGGGCACGGCCGUCGCUCCUGAUGCCGAGUUCCUGGCUCUGGAGGUGCGCGACGGACGCGUGCGCUUCUCCUACAACCUGGGCCAGGGCGCGGUGCACAUGGAGACCGCCCAGCCGGUGGCCGAUGGACAUUUCCACACGGUUAUAGCCAAGCGCUUUGGAGCGGCCGGGUCGCUCGCUGUGGACGACUGCCCGGAGAAUUCGGUGGCCGGUUACUGCUCGACCAGCAGCCCUGGCACUGGGUCAGCGCAGACGCUGGACGUGCACGGUGGCCGCGCGUGGGCUGGUGGGGUGGCCUCGCUCCUGCCCCUGCUGCCGCUGAUCCGGCGCAGCGGAAUAUCGCACGACUUUGUCGGCUGCGUGCGCGAGUUCAGCAUCAACGGCGCCCCGCUGCAGCCCAGCCAGGCGCUCACCGCCAGCGGCGUCCUGGACACGUGCCCACGGCUGGAGGGGGCCUGCCGAGCGCGGCCUUGCCUCAGUGGGGCCACCUGCCUUGACAUGUGGUCCUCCCAGUUGUGCGUCUGCCCCGAUGGCUUCACGGGAGACCUCUGCGAGAAACGCAUUUCGGAGGACACGGCGCUGGGGUUGGAUGGCUCCGGCCGUCUGGACUACGUGGUUCGCGAGAGCUACCGUCGCGAUCGCCUGCUCGCCCCUUCCUCGAAUGGCGGGCGGGCCAGGCGCGCUUCGGGCGACGGCGGCGGCGGCGGCGGCGGCGGCGGCGACGAGCGUGGCGCGGCCGCCAAAAGGGGCGGGCGUCCCGGCAAGGCGGCGGCGGAGACGGCGGGCGGUGAGGCGGAGUCCAGCUUGGAGGUCACGUUCCGUACGCGGCGACCCGAGGGCGUGCUGCUGCAAGUUCGCGAGACUGGAAAUCACACCACGAUCAAGCUCGUGGAGGGGCGGCUGGUGUACGUGUCGGACGCGGGGGCCACGGGCCGCGUGGAGCGACGCUUCUCGGAGGAGACGGUGGACGACGGCGAGUGGCACGUGGUUCGGGCGAUGAGGCGUGGGCCGUCGCUCGUUCAGCUCGCGCUCGACAGCCAGGCACCCAGGGACGUCACCCAGCCCACGCACGACUUCAGUGGCCCAGCCGUGGCUUCCUUCUCGCUCGGGGGCCUGCCGUACCAGCCCUCGUCUUCACCGUUAGCGCGCGGGAAAGAGCCAGGUUUCAGCGGCUGCGUGCUGGAAUUCAAGUACAACGGGAUGAGUAUGCCGUUCUCGGGCGGCAGCCCCGUGGCGGACGCGGUUCCCAGCGACAGCGGAGGCGCCCUGCGCAUCGGCUGCCGGGGCCCGGACGUGUGCGCAGAGGCGCGGUGUCCGCCCGGCCUGCUGUGCGUCGACCGCUGGCACGCCCACGCCUGCGUCCCGCCGGGCGAGUGCUCCAGGGAGCCCUGCCAAAACGGCGGGCGCUGCUCGCCGCUUCCCGCCACGGGCGGUGCGCGUGGCUACGGUUGCCACUGCCCGGCGGAGUACGCCGGGAGGGACUGCGAGGUGCCCGCCGUUUGCGUCGCGGCCAAAUGCCCCGCGGAGCACGUGUGCCGCGCCGACGGCGCCGGCCGCCGCUGCGAGCUCGUCGAGAGGGCCGCCUUCCCGUUCUGGGCGGCGAUGGUGAUCGCCGCCGUCGGCGCGCUCUUCCUGCUGCUGACGAUCCUCCUCGUCGUGCUGCUCGCGUGCCGCCGUCGCAAGGCCGGGAGGAUGAAGGAGAAGGAGGACGGUGGCCAGGCGAAGCAACAGCAGCAGCAACAGCAGCACCAGCAGAAGAAAAAGAAAAACAAAGGCAGCGAGAAUGAGGCUUUCAACUCGGGAGACAAUCUGCCACCGUAUGGCGCCGACAGCCCCGAGCGCAAGCUUGGCCAUGAGACUCACGUGGCGAAGCCGGACAUAAUCGAAGGGGAAACUCCGUACCUGAUGGCUGACGAGACGGAUAUUGGCGAGGGCGAGGAUGAGGAGAGGGGGAUGCGCCUCCGAUCCAUCAGCACCACACCCGACAAUGAGCUGGAGCAUUACGACAUCGAAAACGCCAGCAGUAUCGCGCCGUCGGACGCCGACGUGGUGCAGCAUUACCGCCAGUUCCGGCCUCACAGCUACGGUAACAAUCCUGCACCCGCCGCACCCUCCCGCUUCUCCCUGUCCUCCCGGCACCCGACAGCUACCUGCCCACUGCAGCCGCUCUUGCCCCUGCACUCAUCCGGGCUGUACGGCUCGUCGCGGCCUCUCCCUCUCAACACGGUUGGUGGCAGGCAAACGCCGGUGCGUCAAAGCCCAAUAUCCGCCCCCUCGUUCCUCAAAGCGGGGAGCUCGCUGCGCGGCAGCCCGGCACCGCGAGACUAUCCCCUCGCAGGCUGGGACGGCGCCAACGCGAGCGGGAUGGCGGCCUUCCCCGUGGGCUACACGGGGAGGCGGAGCAAGAGCCCCCUCUCGGCCUGCGCAGGCCGUCCACCCAGCCGCAUGCGGCUGGAAUCGCCAGGAGUGGGCGAGAUGGCGGGUCCCCCCGUCGGGCUCUCAUUGGAGGAGGUGGAGCGGCUGAACGCGUCGUCCGUGUCGGAAGUGCGGAGGCCGCGGAACACGGCCAGCCUGGCCAGCACGGCCGAGGCCUGCUCGUCGUCCGACGACAACAACGGCGGGGGAGGCCUCGUGGGUGGGGGCUGUCGCUUCCGGGCGCGCCCGCUGUCCCGGACUCUCCGCGGUCACCACCAGGGAGCGUCCGACUUCCCGCCGCCCUCAGCGGGGGACAGCUCCUCAUCGGAGAGCGAGUCGCACGACUCGUUCACGUGCUCCGAAUUUGAAGGCGAGCGGGAGAAGCCGAUGACGUUCGCCCCGCGCCCGCUGCGCCUGGGGCAGCUCUCCGAGUACAACUUCGGGGGGGACGUCGGCGAAGGGGAUGACGGCGAGGAUGCGGAAGGAGAGGAGGAGGAAGACGAGAACAAGAACGCGGCCACCUUGCUGAGGUCCCGCCGGCAGCGCCAGUCUGACGGUGCCAGCAAGGGGAAGGGCGCCAAGCCGUUGGCCGUGCCGCCGGCCUUCAACUGGGAGGCCGUGCUUAACCUCGGCCCUAAUCUUGACCACUACAUGGAGGUGUUUGUGGACCUGGCAAGCCUCUCGGCCGUAGAGAACCAGGGAAAUGGAGACGCUGUCAAUGAUGCGUCGAAUGAAGAUACGCAAAAUAAAAAUGUUGACCAAGAGGAGUAUAUUUGACGUUUUAACGUUUUUCACUCGCGUUAAAAAUGUUUUGUUUUCGUAUGAAGUUUGUGCCAAACUGAAAGCUGCUGCUGCUGCUGACGGUUUUCUGCUUUUCAAGAAAGACCAUCAGCUGCCUGGCAAGCACGACAUGUCCGUGAAUUUCUGGUAUAAAAAGCGGUUUUUAAUGGUGUUUCUAUGCAGGUGUGUAGAGCGUUCCUUUUUCUUUUUUAAACAAUGACAACGGAAAUUUUUAAGCGUUGGGAAGUUAUUUGCAUAUGUGUAUACGAAUUGGUGUGCAUCAGGUGUAUCUAGAUAGCUGUGUAAAUGGAUCAAGAGAAGUGUUUAAGGCAUAUUCAAACAAAUUCCAAAGCUUGAAGGGUUCACAAUUCAAAAGCAAUAACGAUUGCACGUAUUUAACAAAUACCACUUACAGUGUUAAACAAUAAAGCAAUAAGCAUAUUUUCAAGUUUUCAUAUUGUAAUUUAUUGUUCUGCAUUGGUGACCCAACAGCUGUAGUAAAGCGGCCAUCAAAGUACGACCUAGGGACCAGUCUCUGAACUAAGCAGCCUCUUGUAUGUGGAAGACUUUUAUCAUGUUUGUGCUAAAUCCCAGGACGUCUAAGGUCAGAAUUCUUAUUUAUUUUUUCAAUAAAGGGAGAACUUGCAAAUUUGACAAGCAACCCGCUAUCGUGUUGGCGACAUCACAGAGAGGACGGUGCUCGUUCCUGAGUGCAGACUUCAUGGGACACGUCGCACGUGAAACAUUGCCCCUUCCCGUCGCGUUGUUCGACCGGCAACAUUCAACGUGUCCGCUCUUGACGAGAUAAAUGCAAUGGCCGAUUAACGGUUACAACUCCUCCAUCGCAAUACACACCACCAAAUGCGCUAUGUCGAAUUGAAAGUAACACGAAAAAAAGCACUACAUUUUUGCGCAAAUAAUCUGCUUGAUAUACGUUGGUACGUGAGAUCAUUGUCUUGGGGGUUGAAUCCAGCCGUCGUUCAUUAAGCUGUAAGUGUGCCCAUUAAACGAAACUAAUUACCACUUGGCAGGGACUUACAAAAAAAAA
This is a messenger RNA of Petromyzon marinus (sea lamprey), 16971 nucleotides long. RefSeq names its product FAT atypical cadherin 4 (gene FAT4). The record is from RefSeq and is a predicted model, not a curated record. Gene Ontology annotation, molecular function: calcium ion binding. Gene Ontology annotation, cellular component: plasma membrane; cell-cell junction. Lineage: Eukaryota; Metazoa; Chordata; Hyperoartia; Petromyzontiformes; Petromyzontidae. Gene Ontology annotation, biological process: homophilic cell-cell adhesion.